Molecule: messenger RNA, 1938 nt
Organism: Penicillium malachiteum
Lineage: Eukaryota; Fungi; Ascomycota; Eurotiomycetes; Eurotiales; Aspergillaceae
Exons: 4
Coding region: 1-1938 (645 amino acids)
Biological process (GO): transmembrane transport
Cellular component (GO): membrane
Molecular function (GO): transmembrane transporter activity
Source: RefSeq, a predicted model, not a curated record
AUGGAGGCCCCUAAGGAGAUCUUGUACCACUUCGAGGAGAUGGAGGUCAACGAGAAGGUUGCCUUCGAUGAGAUCAUUCUUACACCCCCCGAUGGUCGUUACUGGGCUGAUCUUCCCGUUGGUGAGCGUAUCGGAUUCUGUAUGAAGCAGGAUCGUGAGGAGAUGAAGAAGGAACGCCAGUGGCUCUGGAACAUGAUCAAGGAAGAUCCUCUGUCUCCCAUUAGCUACUACUUCCGCAACUUUGUCCUGCCUGGUGCGGGUCUGGGUCUGGAGGGUUACGUUCUCUUCUCCAUCAGUAACGUUUCCAGUCUGUUCGAUGUUUCCUUCAAGGACUGCUGGAAGUCCGGCGUCACUUGCAACCCCAACUGGGUCGCCGCUGUCAACUACCUCGAGGUCGCUGGUAUCAUGGUCGGUCAAGUUCUCGUCGGUUAUCUGGGUGAUGCUAUCGGUCGUCGUUGGGGUCUGAUUCAGGACGCCACUAUCAUGUUUAUCGGUCUUAUUAUGCUUACUGCUGCUUGGGGUCUUACUGACAACGGUUGGGUUAUCUGUUACGCUUGGUCCCUUUUCUUCUACUCCAUUGGUGUCGGUGGUGAAUACCCCAUGACUGCCACCAUUGGUAUGGAGAACGGAUACGGUUCCGGAAAGGUCACUACCUCCCACGAUCGUCUUCACCGUGGUCGUUCCGUCGUCGGUGCUUUCACUAUGCAAGGUUGGGGUCAGGUUGCCAACCUGCUUAUCCUCAUUCUGACUCUGCUGAUCUUCAACGGCGGUCACUCUACUGGUUUCUCCAAGGUCACUACCCAGUGGGUCUACCGUGUCUCUUUCGCCAUCCCCGCUGCUGGUACCCUCUGGCUCGUCUACUACCGUACCUACCACAUGCGUGCUGCCAGCAAGCAGCUCGAUGCCCAGAAGAAGAAGUCCUCCGUCACUGGUUACGAUAGCGAGUCCCUUGCUCUUACCUUCAAGCACUUCACCCCUCGUCUUAUCGCUACCGCCGGUGGUUGGUUCGCCAACGAUAUCUUCUUCUACGGUAACAAGCUCUUCCAGAGCAGCUUCAUCAAGGUCAUCAGCCCCCACAACGACACCGUCAUGACCAGCUGGCUCUGGACCCUUGCCAACGUCUUCGUCGAGAUCGCUGGUUACUAUGGUGCCAUGUGGACCGUUGACAACAAGCUCUACGGCCGUAAGUGGGGUCAGAUCAUCGGUUUCAUGAUGUGUUUCAUUCUCUUCGUCGUCCCUUGCUUCAAGUACGAGUACUACCAGAAGCCCGAGAACAUCCACUCCUUCCAGGCUAUGUACUUCCUGUCCUCCUUCUUCAACCAGUUCGGCCCCAACUGUAUCACCUUCCUGGUCGCCGCCGAGGUCUUCCCUACCCCCAUCCGUGGUACUGCUCACGGUAUCUCCGCCGCCUGCGGUAAGCUUGGUGCUCUGAUCAUUGCCAUCGCCGGUUCCUACACCACCACCCAGCAGCACUUCUACAUUGUCCCCUGGUUCGGUCUCAUGGGUGCUUUCGUCACCUACGUCUUCCUGCCCGAUACCACCGGUCUGGAUCUCCGUGAGCAGGAGCGCCGCUGGCACUACAUCCGUACCGGCCGUGAGCACGACUACCACGGUCCUGCCGUCCACGCCAAGCACUUGUCUCUGUACGAGCGCUGGACCGGCAAGGGCAAGCACUACGAUGCUGCUCUUGACUACAAGAUGAAGGUUGAGGAGUUCCGUGGUGAGUGGGAAGCCGCCAUGGCCUCUCGCGCCACCGAGUCCGAGGGCAGCGCCGAUGAGAUCUUCGACAUUGAUGAGACCAUCCUGUCUGGUGACAUGCACAAGUACUUUGAGCGUACUAGCCCCCGCAUGGAGGCUAUGAAGAAGGAGAUCCACGAGCCUUUGGUUCUUCCUCCUGCUGCCUCUUCUGAGGGUGAGAAGACUCUUUCACAGGAGUAA